Molecule: messenger RNA, 2572 nt
Organism: Pelobates fuscus (common spadefoot toad)
Lineage: Eukaryota; Metazoa; Chordata; Amphibia; Anura; Pelobatidae
Product: calpain-2 catalytic subunit-like
Exons: 21
Coding region: 5-2173 (722 amino acids)
Biological process (GO): proteolysis
Cellular component (GO): cytoplasm
Molecular function (GO): calcium-dependent cysteine-type endopeptidase activity; calcium ion binding
Source: RefSeq, a predicted model, not a curated record
UGAAAUGUUCUCUGACCUCUCCCCCUCCUCCCACACAUACACUACACUCACAUUCGUAGGAAGGAUCUGUACGGUGACAAUGGCUCCAGCAGCUAUCACUGUGCGUCUGCUGAAGGAUGGGGACUUACCUUCUCCCAGGCAAGUGACCCGACCAUACCUGGAGCAGGACUAUGACAAGCUGCUUCAGGAGUGUCUGCAACAAGGGCGACUCUUUGAGGAUCCCAUGUUUCCUGCGGAGCCCAAAUCAAUGGGGUACAACCAGCUGGGACCUUGGUCUUCAGAAACCAGAGACAUCCAAUGGAAGAGACCCCAGGAGAUCUGCCAAUCGCCGCAGUUUGUCUGCGAGGACAUGAAAUGGACGGAUGUGUGCCAGGGCCAGCUCGGGAACUGCUGGUUCCUGGCGGCGGCAGCCUCUCUAACCCUGUACCCCGCGCUCAUGGAACAGGUGGUACCUUCCCAGCAGAGCUUCACCACAGGGUAUGCCGGAAUCUUCCAUUUCAAGUUUUGGCAGUAUGGAGAAUGGCAGGAUGUUGUGAUUGACGAUCGUCUUCCAACAAAACAUGGAGAGUUGGUUUUCGUCAGUUCUGCACAGAAGACUGAAUUCUGGGCGGCGUUGCUGGAGAAAGCGUACGCCAAACUGAAUGGAUCGUACGAGGCCCUAAAUGGAGGCUGGAUUAACGAGGCAUUUGUCGAUUUCACUGGAGGUCUGGACGAAAGUAUUAAUCUUCAGCUUCCCCUUCCAAACUUGUAUCCACUGAUCCAAAAAGCUGUGGAGAAGAGGUCACUGAUGGGAACGUCAAUCAAUAUUGCGAACCAGAAUGAGAGUGAAAUGAAGACCCCGGAAGGAUUGGUGAAGGGUCACGCGUACUCAGUGAUCGGAGUGUACGAGGUGGAAAAAAAUGGUGGUAAAGUGCAACUCCUCCAACUGAGAAAUCCCUGGGGUAAGGUGGAGUGGAACGGACGCUGGAGCGACAACUCCCCCUUGUGGUCACAACUAAACCCUGCACUUCAAGCCAAACUUCACAUCAAAGCGGAAAACGGAGAAUUCUGGAUGCAGAUGGAAGAUUUCAUGCGCUGUUUCAACACCUUGGAAAUCUGCAAUCUGACUCCGGACUCUUUAUGCGAUGAAAAUGCUCAGUCGUGGAACGCAAACUCAUUCCAAGGAAGCUGGGUCAGGGGACAUAAUGCUGGGGGCUGCCGGAAUUACACAAGCACUUUCUGGACAAACCCGCAGUUCUUGGUGACCCUGAGGGAGGAAGACGAGGAUGAGGCAGGAAUAUGCACAUUGCUAGUGUCCCUAAUGCAGAAGGACAGGCGUCAGAAAAGGUCCGUGGGACGUGAUUUCCUGAUCAUAGGAUUUGAGAUCUUUCAGGUUCCAGAAAAGUUUGAUCAGAUGAACCUAGUGUCUCAGAGGAUGACUCUAAUCCCCAGUCUGAUUCCUGUGCGUCUCUCACCAUUUGUGGCCCAGCGAGAUGUGACCAGCCGGUACCAGCUGCCCCCAGGACGUUACAUGAUAAUCCCCAGCACCUUCCACCCACACGAACAGGCAGUCUUCAGCCUGAGGGUCUUCACAGAGAAACAGCACACACUCACGGAAAUUGACUAUGAGAUCAUGGCAGAGCAAUCCGUAUUCCAGGGAAGCCCGCUGCAUGGCUCUCUGGAAACGUUCAAUGCUCACUUUGCGCGGCUGUCCGGCCAGGACCAGGAGAUCAGCGCAGAGGAAUUACAAAGAAUACUUCUUCAGAUAACAUCUAAACACACCCAUUUGAAGACGGACGGGUUCACGCUUGAAACCUGCACAAGUCUGUUAAAUCUCGUGGAUCGUGACACCAACGGAAAAAUGAAUUUGGAAGAAUUUAAAAAAUUGUGGAGCAAAAUUAAAGACUGGGAGCAUAUUUUCAAAAAUUAUGAUAAGGACCAAUCAGGGACUAUGAAUGUGCAGGAGUUACGGGUAGCACUGGAGGCUGCCGGAUUCCAUUUGAACAACCAGUUUGUAGAAUCGCUUUGUCAGAGGUACGGCGAUGACAUCAUGAAGGUGGAUUUUGACAGCUUCCUCUCAUGUCUGGCGCAUCUCACCCACAUUUUUGGAAAAUGGCGCAGUUUGGACCUGGACAAAGAUGGGGUAGUCAGCGUCACUAAGCAGCAGUGGCUGAAAUUGACAAGUUUCCACUGAGUGCGGUUGCACCUUGCUAGCAGUAGAGGGCAGCACGUCAAGAACACAGAAAAUACUCCCAAACCAAUCCCUGCAUCUAAUGUGACGUCAAGGCACCAUGCGACCAUGCACAGGACUUCCAGCGCAAUUUACUCUGAAAUGCACUUUAUGAAACCAAACAGUGAUAUGCAGUUUUUAAAAAGAGGAGCAAAUUUAAUUUACACAAAGUACUAAAUGUACAUCAUUCUUUUAAAAAAAUCAUUAUACAUUAUAAAUACAGUACAAAUUCUUUAUAGUACUAUAUUCAGACUGUAAUGUUGGUUUGGGGGAGCUGGAGGGUGACAGAUGAGAUGGGGGAUGAGUUUAAUGUUUUGUGAUUCUUUUAAAAAUAAAACAGAAAAUGUAUUUGAAAAUGGCACA